GUGGUUAGACGACGCUGUUACGUGCUGCGCUGCGCAAAGCUCCCCGUUGCUGGGCGCGAUAGCUCGGCAUAUAGAUACGUGAGAUGGCGUCGUCGACCGCGUUCUUGGGUCCCCUUGAGGUAUUUUACUCUGGCUUGCUUUUGCCGUGGUGCGCUUUAUGGUGUCGUUGGCUUGACGCGCUCUUCUUCUUUCUGCUAUCUUUCAACUCUCAGUUGCGACGUCGUGGGCUGGCUAGCUGAACUGAACUGCGCACGUUGUCCUGGCGCCUGCAAUUGCAAUCGAAGAGCAAGGGCUUCUGGACUGGUUCGUUGAGAUGGAGAAGCUUAACGCGGAGGAAAAGCAGAGCAAUGGAGCGCUUGCGGACGACAACGUGGGCGUGGGAGAGGUGCUGAAUGCGAGCGGGCAUAAGCAGGAGCUGGAGCGGCAGUUUAGUCUGCUGUCGAUUUGCUCGAUUGGGAUUACGACGGGGAAUGUUUGGGCGGCGUUGGGGGGCUCGAUUGUCAUUGCGCUGUAUAAUGGUGGCCCUGCUGGUGUCAUCUAUGAGUUCAUCGCCGUGUCGGUUUUCUACUGGAUGAUUGCGUCGUGCAUCGCGGAGAUGGCGUCGGCGAUACCGUCGAGCGCGGGUGUGUAUCAUUGGGCUUCUAUAACUGCGGGCAGCUACGGCAGAGUCGUCGGAUAUUUCGCGGGAUGGUGGAAUUUCUUCGGCUGGGUCUUCGGCACCGCCAGCAUGUCUGCCAUCCUCGCCAACCAAGUCGUCUCCAUGUACGGCCUCUUCCACAACGAGUUCGCCUACCAGCGCUGGAACGUCUUCAUCGCCUACCUGAUCAUCACCUGGAUCGCCUGCUGCAUUGUCAUGUUUGCGAACCGCGCGCUCCCGACUAUUACAAACGUUGGCCUGUUUCUGAUUCUGGCGGGCUGCUUGAUUACGAUUCUCGUGUGUGCGAUUAUGCCGAGCCAAACGGGCAAGGGAUAUGCGACGACGAGUUUUGUGUGGAAGGAGUGGAGUAAUCAGACGGGGUGGACGAGUGAUGGGUUUGUGUUUUGCGCGGGCAUGUUGAAUGGAGCUUAUGCCGUUGGAACGCCGGACUGCGUCUCCCACCUCGCAGAAGAACUCCCCCGCCCGCGCAUCAACAUACCCAAAGCCAUCCUCGCCCAAUACGUCGUCGGCUUCAUCACCGCCUUCCUCUACGUAAUCACCAUCUUCUACGCCGUCAACGACCUAGACUCGCUCUUCAGCAACCCCUGGCCCUUCCCGCUCGCCGAGCUCUACCGACAAGCCACAAACUCGCACGGCGGCAGUCUCGGCCUCCUUAUCGUGAUCUUCCUGCCCACCUUCUGCACAUGCAUCGGCUGCUACAUCACCUCCGGCCGCAUGCUGUGGACCCUCGGCCGCGACAACGCGACGCCCUUCUCCGCCUGGAUCGGCCACGUCAACCCGCGCUUCCAGAACCCGCUCAACGCCACGCUCGCCUGCGGCUUCAUCAACACCGCGCUCGGCUGCAUCUACGUCGGCAGCACCACCGCCUUCAACGCCUUCGUCGGCUCCUUCAUCGUGCUCACCACUACCUCGUACCUCGCCUUCAUCCUGCCCAACCUCGUCACGCGCCGCAGGCACGUCAUCCCCGGCCCCUUCACCAUGCCGGACCCCCUGUACUAUGCUAUCGCCGGCACGGCGACGGCGUACAUGUGCGCGUUCAUCGUGAUUUAUUGCUUCCCGUAUGCGGUGCCGUUUGACGCGACGAGCAUGAAUUACUCGUGUUUGAUCGUGGGCGGGUUGAGUCUUUUUGUGGCGGGCUGGUGGUUUUGGAUAAGGAACGGGGGCUAUGUGGGCCCGCAGGCUAUGAUUGAGGAGGUGGAGAGGAGGCUGAGUGUCGGCGAGGGGGUGGUGGCGGGCGCGGGGCGGAGGAUUAGUGUGGAGAAGACGUAGAUGGCGGGAAGAGUCGCGAGUUUUUGCAUGUGUAUUAGAGGAUCGGUUUAUGGGGGGCGGGUUGCUCCUUCCUCCGAGAGGUCGAAUUGUGUUGGUUUAUUGAGUGACGCGAGAGCGCCCGAUCUAUCUUCUCUGCUCUACCUUUCUUCGCUUCAGCUAACAUCUCUAUCUAGCAUCUUCAUUUGCUCUAAGGCGCUCCUCGCGAAACAUCCAUCGUCUAUGCCGAUUCGUCGGAUAUCCUAUGAGGAGCUUGAGACGAUCCGCAUCGGCUUGUACCUCCUAUUCUCUCUUCUCUUUGGUCCCUCGUAAAAUCUGCCAUCUCU
This is a messenger RNA of Trematosphaeria pertusa, 2250 nucleotides long. Its product is annotated as amino acid transporter. The transcript has 4 exons. Gene Ontology annotation, molecular function: transmembrane transporter activity. Gene Ontology annotation, biological process: amino acid transport; transmembrane transport. Gene Ontology annotation, cellular component: membrane. The record is from RefSeq and is a predicted model, not a curated record. The coding region runs from base 314 to 1927 and encodes 537 amino acids. Lineage: Eukaryota; Fungi; Ascomycota; Dothideomycetes; Pleosporales; Trematosphaeriaceae.